Messenger RNA from Lynx canadensis (Canada lynx), 431 nucleotides. RefSeq names its product 60S ribosomal protein L32-like. Gene Ontology annotation, molecular function: structural constituent of ribosome. Gene Ontology annotation, cellular component: ribosome; cytosolic large ribosomal subunit. Gene Ontology annotation, biological process: translation. Bases 24 to 431 code for a protein of 135 amino acids. The transcript has a single exon. NCBI's taxonomy places the organism in Eukaryota, Metazoa, Chordata, Mammalia, Carnivora, Felidae. The record is from RefSeq and is a predicted model, not a curated record.
GCAGCCAUCUCCUAUUUGGCAUCAUGGCUGCCCUCAGGCCUCUGGUGAAGCCCAAGAUCAUUAAAAAGUGGACCGAGAAGUUCAUCAGGCACCAGCAAGACCGGUAUGUCAACAUUAAGUGCAACUGGUGGAAACCCAGAGGCAUCGACAAUUGGGUGAACAAAAGAUUCAAGGGCCAGACCUUGAUGCCCAACAGUGGUUAUGGGAGCAACAAGAAGACAAAGCACAUGCUGCCCAGUGGCUUCCGGAAGUUCCUAGUCCACGACGUUACGGAGCUCGAAGUGCUGCUGGUGCUCAACAGCUCUUCCUGCACAGAGGUAGCUCAUCAUGUCUCCUCCAAGAACCACAAAGCCUCUGUGGAAAGAGCAGCCCUGCUGGCCAUCAGAGUCACCAAUACCGAUGCCAGGCUGCCCAGGGAAGAAAAUGGAUAG